AUGGAAGAAGAGCAUCUUUUGCCAUUGUUGAGGCAGAAAAUACCUCCAUCACCAUUAUCACUAUCUUCUCUUCCUGAAAAUGCAGAAAUUUCUCUUCCUUUAACUCCUUCUGAAUAUAAAGAUUUACUCAUAUUUGGCCCUUCUCUUGUUUCUCCUAGAGCUUCACCUAUUACUAUUCAAAACGCUGCUUCUUCUUCUCUAUUAGAAUCACUCUCUUUAUCUUCUCCUAAACCAUCUUCAUCUCCAUCAGAAUAUAAUCUUUCCUUUUUAUUUGAUACCCAACAACAAGCACAAUCACAAUCACAACAAUCUACAAGUUUUCAUGAUCAAAAUCAAUGGUGGGUUGAUCCUAUCUACCAAUGCAAGAAAACCCUUCUUCAUAGGUCUAAAACUGCCCCAGCUAUGACUGUUUCAAAGGAUUUUGAUAAAAAGAAAGACAUAGAAAAAGACCCUAAACCUAGUUCUCAAUUUAUUGUAAUACAAGCUUUUGUGCUUCUUUUGAUAUAUUUGUCAUUUGGGGUUACUAUAUACUGGUUUAAUAGAAAGCAAUUUUCAGUGAGGGAGACUCAUCCAGUAAUUGAUGCUUUGUAUUUUUGUAUUGUGACUAUGUGUACUAUAGGUUAUGGGGAUAUUAUACCUAGUUCUACCACUACUAAAAUCUUUUCAAUUUUGUUUGUUUUGGUUGGUUUUGGAUUUGUUGAUAUUUUACUAAGUGGGAUGGUUACAUAUGUGCUGGAUUUGCAAGAAAAUUAUCUUCUUAGAACUGUUAAGGCAGGGAAACAUGAGGAUCAAGCUAGGUCUUUGCUUGUUGAUGUGACAAAAGGUAGGAUGAGGAUUAGAAUGAAGGUUACAUUAGCAUUAGGGGUUGUGGUUUUUUGUAUUGGAGUUGGGGUUUGUGUUAUGCAUUUUGUUGAGAAACUUGGAUGGGUGGAUUCACUUUAUCUAUCAGUUAUGUCAGUUACCACAGUAGGUUAUGGUGAUCGGGCGUUCACAUCGUUGUCCGGUCGUAUUUUUGCUUCGAUAUGGUUGCUUGUGUCCACACUUGCUGUUGCAAGGGCCUUUCUUUACUUGGCUGAAGCUAGAAUCGAUAAGCGUAACAGGUUGUUGGCGAAACGGGUGCUUGGUCAGGAUAUGACUGUCUCACAGUUUCUUGCUGCUGAUAUGGAUAACAACGGUUUUGUGAGUAAGUCGGAAUAUGUAAUCUACAAACUGAAGGAGAUGGGUAAAGUGUCAGAUAAAGACAUUCUUCUGAUUUGCAAGAAAUUUGAUCAGCUGGAUUCUGGCAAUUGUGGGAAAAUUACUCUAACUGAUCUUAUGCACCCUCAUCAACGCGACAUAUUAUAGGACUCGAAACGAGGGCUCGAAUUUUCAGUCUCUUCAGUGCAGAUUUUGUUUCGUAAAUUCACACCUUCAGUUUGAUUCUCGGAUUCUAUCAGAUCGAGCCAAAAGUUUUGAUUCUUUUUCGAGUAUACGAGCUUUUUGUUUCCUAUGAUACGUAAUAAUUUAGUUUUAUGAUCUUUAUUUGGAAGUUUUUUCAUCCAUGCUAUGGUUGUUACUGCAAAUUGUUUAUAUUUAUAGUAAUACAAAUUAUGCUUUACAAAUUGAGCUCUGGAUAAGUGAAAAUUAGUUUCUAUCUGGGUUGCCCAAUAUAAAUCCCUUACAAUUUCGAGUCGGGUUCAUGUUGAGAGAGUAUAAAAUGUCGCCCGUAUUAGUUUGCCAAGGUAACUGCAAUGAAUAACUUCAUUUGAUCGUGAAAGCUGUUUUAUGACUAUUACUGCGAUUGUGAUCAAAACAGAGCCUGUAAGGUUAAGUGUUGACCGUGACUUGUGGGUUACUAUAGUGGUAAAAAUUGUAAUUGUUUGAUAUUUAAGUUUAACUAUGUGGAUUAUUAUAU
Molecule: messenger RNA, 1894 nt
Organism: Amaranthus tricolor (Joseph's coat)
Lineage: Eukaryota; Viridiplantae; Streptophyta; Magnoliopsida; Caryophyllales; Amaranthaceae
Product: two-pore potassium channel 3-like
Exons: 2
Coding region: 1-1344 (447 amino acids)
Biological process (GO): stabilization of membrane potential; potassium ion transmembrane transport
Cellular component (GO): plant-type vacuole membrane
Molecular function (GO): potassium ion leak channel activity
Source: RefSeq, a predicted model, not a curated record